Messenger RNA from Carassius gibelio (silver crucian carp), 883 nucleotides. RefSeq names its product protein timeless homolog. The record is from RefSeq and is a predicted model, not a curated record. The transcript is spliced from 5 exons. Gene Ontology annotation, cellular component: replication fork protection complex. Lineage: Eukaryota; Metazoa; Chordata; Actinopteri; Cypriniformes; Cyprinidae. Gene Ontology annotation, molecular function: DNA binding. Gene Ontology annotation, biological process: DNA replication checkpoint signaling; DNA repair; replication fork arrest. Bases 263 to 868 code for a protein of 201 amino acids.
UUUUAUUCUGAGUAGAAAAAAAGAUAAUGGCUGGUCUCAAUAGGGUUAUUGCCCUUAUAAAAAAAAAAAAAAAAAAAACAUUACUAGUAAAUUGAAAUUCUGAUUUUCUAGAAUUGUUACAACUGUCAAAUCAGAAAUAAAUUCAAAUCAAACUUGAGCUGAGCUGUAUCUGUCCUGUCAUGACAUUAACAAAAGUCUUUUUUGUAUCUUUAUCAUUUAUUUUUAGAUUUGGACCACAUUUUCUCUCAGAUUGGACCGCUGUAUGGACUUGUUCAUGAUGAACUGUGAGUUAUUGGCAACAUGCAGUGCACUGGGUUAUCUGGAAGGAGAUGUUUACCACAAAGAACCGGACUGCCUUGAGAGUGUGAAGGACCUGAUUCGAUACUUGAGACAUGAGGAUGACACAAGAGACAUCAGACAGCAGCUGGGAGCUGGACAGAUACUUCAGAAUGACCUAUUACCCAUCAUCACCCAGCACACGCAGGACAAACUGCUCUUUGAUGCCUGUAUCAGGCUAAUGGUUAACCUGACCCAGCCAGCACUGCUCUGCUUUGGAAAAGUUCCUGAUGAUCCAGCAUUCCGACAUCACUUCCUCCAAGUGAUGUCAUACCUUCAGGCCUAUAAAGAGGCAUUUGCAGAUGAGAAGAUCUUUACUGUGCUGAGUGAAACGCUCUACAACCUUCUACAGCUGGACUGGGAGCAAAGAGCCGAGGAGGAUAAUUUACUGAUCGAGAGAAUUUUGCUGCUGGUCAGAAAUGUGUUGCAUGUCCCUGCAGACCCAUAUGAGGAAAAGGUAAGAGUUUUAAGACUAAAAUAUUCAUGGGUAGGCAUGGGCCAGUUACCGGUUUCAAGGCAUAUCGCAAUUUGAAAAUUUUGCGGUUUC